CCGACGGGAAUCAGAAUGAGAUGACCAGACCCGGCAUUUGAAACUUACCUGGGGUAACAAUAGACAGUUUUAUCUGCAAUACAUUCUGCAAGCUGACCAACUGCUUAUGCAGCGAUGAUUUAUCGGCCGUGGUGCGCUGCACAAACCCGGAGAUUUGGCGGACGGCCACGCCUUGGGCGUAGGAGAAUGCCGCUUUGGAGACAAGCGAAGCGCCGGAUAUGGCAAGGGUCGCGAACAGCUGAUCCAUUAUGGUCUCCCUACUGUGUUACCAGAUCGUUCUUAUGUUUUCCCACGUGAGGGGAAUCAGGGGAUGCCCAAAGGACUUUGGGUCGUUCGGAGAUGGGCCUUCACAGAAUUCAAGGCUUUCAAACGGCGAGACGCGUUCUUGGACGGCUUGUCUUCGAUCUCGAGCCCGACUCCUGCCCGGGACUGAAGAGACUCCCGGACAAGACAAGCACCGCCAGGCACCUUACGCCGUGGUCCCCCGUCCUCAUUUAUACUCAAGUUUCCAAAGAAUCAUGCCGAAAUGCACGAGUACGGGCCAUCUACUGACAAGGAGCUCUCAAACUUAUACACAGACAUGCGCCCGCGCAAAGCACGUACAGAGUAGGUAUCUCGCAUACCCAACCACUAAGCCACGGAACCCCCUCCCGGACCCGGCACAAUGACCUACCGCACUCUCCUAACGAGAUGAGAGCAUGGUACGCACUGGGGCGGCCGUCAAUCCCGAGUGUUGGUCGUUCGGACUCUUUCCGGACGCGGAAAUUCCUCAAUUCGGACAUUAUGUCAGCGUGAGUGUCGACUGAGUGUCGACGCGUCGUUCUCACAAC
Molecule: messenger RNA, 830 nt
Organism: Fimicolochytrium jonesii
Lineage: Eukaryota; Fungi; Chytridiomycota; Chytridiomycetes; Spizellomycetales; Powellomycetaceae
Exons: 1
Coding region: 249-668 (139 amino acids)
Source: RefSeq, a predicted model, not a curated record